Magallana angulata is the source of this 5418-nucleotide messenger RNA. RefSeq names its product NACHT and WD repeat domain-containing protein 2-like. Bases 133 to 5262 code for a protein of 1709 amino acids. The record is from RefSeq and is a predicted model, not a curated record. The transcript is spliced from 7 exons. Gene Ontology annotation, molecular function: protein binding. NCBI's taxonomy places the organism in Eukaryota, Metazoa, Mollusca, Bivalvia, Ostreida, Ostreidae.
GAGAUCCAAGUAGAAAUUGUCAACGAUACAGAUCGGGAGUUAUCUGCCCAGUGUGGGAGCCGCCGAGUCCUUGACAACCCGUCUCAGUGCACCUCAAGAUGCCUCCUCGAGUGCAGUAUAUAUAGGAAAACCAUGGAGGAAAACUGCAUUAAAGAAACAUUUGAUUCGGAGGAAGACCAACUAAAACAUGAUCUCCUUCAUGGAGGGUAUAACCUUAAUGACCUUCCAAAAGUCCCCUCCAAUGUCGUAAAAUUGUACGUCUGUGCCAGUAGGAAAGACUUUGAAAAGGAACGAGACAUUUUGAUUAAAGAAGUGUACCCCGAUCUCCGACAAUACUGCAGAGAUAACUAUGGCGUGGAUUUCCAUGCUGUCGAUUUACGAUGGGGGUCCAGAAUCGAGGAUGAUGUGUUCCAACCGAUGUUUCUCAGAGAACUUCAGCGCUGCCAGAAAGUGUCCAUGGGCCCAAACAUUCUGUGCAUGCUGUGUGAAGAUGAGGACGUGUGGUACCCCCCUAUGGAAGUAGAAAAAGACGAGUACGAAACAUUACUGGAAUUCCUAGCUUCUUGUGGUUUUGAAGACGAGGCUAUGUUUGUAGACAGAUACUACAAAGAAGACAAAAAUGGACCGACUUCAUAUUAUCACCUACAAGUGGACCUUCAACAAUCUGAUCCCGAAGAAUGGUCGUCUACACUUGGCAUACUGCAAAGAAUAUUUUUGAAAGCGUCUGAAGCAUGUCUUCAGAAAGGCAUGAUAGACACAGAGACUUAUAUGGAGUUCAAACCCAUAGGUUUGGAAAAUGAGAUUGAGACCGGAAUAAUGGCAAUUAAUCGACAACUUAGAGACAAAAACUGCAUUUUGUUUGUAAAACUGCCGUUCCAAGAUGGAAAAGAGAGCCCCGUGAAUGAUAGCAGUAGCUCGUGCACGGGGAGUAGUAGCGGUUUUCUACCCAACAAUUUGAGGGAAACGGUGCUCGAAAAUAUGAAAACAAACAAGAACGUUAUCAUUGAGUCAGCAGAGGAAAUCUCUUGUGAGAAAAGGGACUUCUGUAAUACGUUUGCCAACAAAAUAUAUUGUUCAGUGAAAGAAAUAGUGGACAGUUCAAUGAGAAAUCAAAAUCCCGUGAAGACGGAUCCUUUCUACAAUGAAGUAUACAACCAUUGGAAGUUCCUUUUAUCUUCACAUUGUCCAUUUCUCGAACGAGACGACCUCAUGUCUGCCACUAAGGAUUAUUUUUUGUCAGAGACGGAUCGACCUUUUGCAAUACUAGGAGAGGCCGGCGUUGGAAAGACAUCGGCAAUAGUUAAGAUCAUACGUGAUGUGAACACUGCCAUAUAUAACAAAGACCUGACAAUGCGUACGGCAAUAGUGUUUCGGUUUGUUGGAGAGACCCAAAUCAUCACUGCCCGUCAGUUUCUGUUCAACAUAUGUCGCCAUAUAGUGAUCUUAAUGGGAAAAGACGAAAACGAAAUCCCAACAGAUUACAAGCAAUUGAAAUACUAUUUUUCAGAACUUCUUCUGAGCGGAGAGUUUGGCGGAAUGCUUUUAAUUCUCCUGGAUUCGGUAGACUUGCUACAGGAUAACCACAACUUAGAAUGGUUGCCAAUCAAGAUUGCAGUUAAUGUCAAGCUGAUUGUUUCUUGUAGUUCUCAGAGGAAAACCUUGUGCACACAUCUGCAAGAUAGAUGCAAGGACAGUGUCCACUACAUUCAUUCAUUGGAUGCCUCGGAUUGUGUAAGAAUUUUCAGAGCUAUGCUUAGCUCAAGUUGGAGGUCUGUCACGUAUGAGCAGAUGUCUGUUGUUAAAGAUGCCUUCCAAAUAUGUACCUUACCAUUAUUCUUGUCUAUGGCAAUAGAAGAGGCAAAACGGUGGCAUUCAUAUGACAAAUUAAAGUUUUGCGUUCUUGGAGAGAAUGUCAAAGAGAACAUUACCGUCUUCUUCAAUCGAAUUAACAAAGAUCAUGGUCGCUUGUUUGUAACACAUUUCAUAGGGUACCUAACUGCCGCCAAAUUAGGAUUAAGCGAGUCGGAAUUACUCGAUAUAAUGUCGAUCGACGAGGUCUUGCUCGAAGAUGUGGAUAUGAAAUGCAGUGAGACUUCCAUAAGAAGAAUGCCAUCGUUUCUAAUGGUACGACUGAUGCACGAUCUAGAACCAUUUAUCACUGAGAGGGAAGUUGAUGGAAUACUCGUAAUAUCUUGGAAACACAAACAGUUUCAAGACGCAGCUAUGGAUAGAUACCUUAAAAACGAACAACUGGUUAAAAUGUUAUACUCAAACAUUGCUGACUAUUUCUUAGGGACAUGGUCAGGGUCUAAGCGAAAACCAUAUCGGAGCAUCGAAAACAGGGCAUUAGAUAACCUGCAAGAGGAUAUGGAUGCAUGUCGAUAUCUAUGUGAGCAACCAAAUAAAUUUGGAAAUAUAGAAGCUACCACAACGUACAACAUGAGAAAGUUUCGACAUCUGACUUUUAGUCUUCGGAAGAGUGAUCGGAUUGAAGAACUCAAGGAGCAUGCUUUGUGUAAUCUAGAUUAUAUGUUACACAGGAUAAAAUCGUCCACAAUUCAGGAACUGUUGAGCGAUUUUGAUAAUGCUCCAGAUAGGGAAAUUCGGCUUGUUGCUGAUGCAUUAAAAAUGGCUGCUCCAACUAUUGAAAAGAGUAUCAAAUGUUUAGGCGUUGAAUUGUCUGGCCGAUUGUUACAACAUGCCCAAUUUUACAAAUACAUCAGGGAGUUAGUUUACUGUUGUGACCAAUUCGCACAAAGAAACUGCCCUCUUGUUCCCAACUGCCAGUGCUACAACACACCUGGCGGGGUCCUUCAAUACAAAUUCAAUGCCGAGAGCGCUUCAAACAUCUCUUUUCACCGGAGUCCUAUUGGAAUAUUUCUAACGGCAAAAACUGCGGGGUUUCAUUCCUUGCGAGCGUGGGAAAUUUCCAGAGGGGACCCUCUUCCUGAAAUAGCGAUGCCUUUCGGUCAAAUUCAUUCGACAAAGGAUGGGAAUUUUCUGAAUGUGUUUUGCAACGAUGGAACAGUAAAAAUCUUUCGCUCUGACUGUGGAGAAUUGUAUGAUUCAAUAGACUAUAAAUACGAUGACAUCGCAAAAAUUUGCGUAUCGAAAAAAUACUUGGCUCUUGCUUUACAAAGAGAACCGGGUCCAUAUAUAAUUAAUGUUGCAGAGGCAUCACUUCUUCACAGAUUCAGUUAUCAUUCGCGAACUUUGGCCAUCAACUCAAAGGAAACGCAUUUUAUAUGCGAAUCAGGCACGACAAUUUACUUAUUUGACUUACCACAGCUAGUCCGAAGAUGCACGGGCGAAGCAAGCGAUGUUCCGCAACAAACAGUCUUGUGGGAGGACAAGAAAUGCUUCGUUGUCACCAAAAGCAAGCACGUCGAAUCAAUAACCUUUGACAUAGUCAACAAACGAUAUAAACGGAGCAAUCUGAUGACUGACAUUGACAUUCGGGAUAUGAAGCUUUCAAACACUGGAGUUGCCCUGGUCAUCAUGACUGGAAAGAGUAUUCGAUUGUUUUCAACUUGUACGGAAAAGGAGUUAAUACUCGACAACAACUUGCCAGCGUGUUGCACGACAUACCCUUCUUCAAACUACGCCAGUGUGACUUUUUCAUAUGACGACAAAUUGCUGAUUGCAAUCCGAAGCUCUUUUCUUCUCAUAUGGAAAGUAGAAACUGGAAAGUUAGCCCGCAUCUUGAAAACUGGACAGGUUGCACUUUCAAAACUUCUUACGUCUUUAGCAAACAACACGGCAGCCACACUCACUGAAGACAACUGGGUUCAUGUAUGGGAUUUGAACAACGUCGAUUCUGCAAUUACUCAUGCAAACGAGAUAUUUCCAAAUGCAAUCAGAUCAGUAAAGUGUCUCCACGGAAGACACCAAAUCGUUUGCUUUGGUUCCAAUGGAGAUGACGCAAAAAUUGUGGACAGCGGUUCUGGACAUAUCUGUAAUAUUUUACGCGACAACGAUGACGUCGGUCAAGUUCAUGAAUUGGUAGUUUCCAGAGAUGGUUCUUACAUCAUCACAAGAUUAGCUACCCAAACCUCCAAAGAUGAAACUUUCAGAAAUGUUCUUUUUGAUGAUGUUUUAUGGGAUGUGCGAAGUGGAAAUAAGAUUCGCCACGUGUUUGAUAGUCGCUUUGUAGCGUUUUCACAAAAUUGCAAAACACUGAUAUUCGUUACUUCUGUCAAUAUAUCCGAGAACUGGAUGAAUAAUGUUUACAACCUAGAAACCACCGCUCUCGACUCUGACUUUAAUUUCCUGUGUGAGUUUCCCGAAAGGACUGAGUUUUUGACAACGCCGUGUGUAGUGUCCGAAGAUGAAUUUAGUUACAUGGUUGGGAUUGUGAAAACGUGCGAACCUGACUCACCCGAGAAAGAAACUGAAAACGAUUUUGUGACGCGGUUACUUGUUAGAGGUCUAUUUAGUCCUUCGGCAUCAUAUAGAAUGAUAAAAAUCAAAGACAUUGUCUCCAACUUAGAUGAAAACAGCAUUUUUAUUGACGCUUUUCCAUUUCAAGAGUGCAGCUGUUUAGUCGUGUAUGAAACGAGAGCGAACCUCAAAACUUCCAGUGCGGUAAAAUCGCUUCAGAAAGGGGCAGUGCUAUACAAUGUGGAGAAAGAAGAGUGUCUACGCCAUUUCACCUCAUUCCUGGAACCAGCAACUGACAUAUCCUUGAUUUCAUUUUCCUCUAAUAAACAAGUCAUUCUUGACAGUCAAGGAACAGUAUUUUCCAUCGAAUCCGACUACAAAGUUUCAAACACGCGCAUAAAAAGCAUAAACUUGAAAUUCCCAUGUCUAGCAUUGAAAGGACAGUAUAUUGUCGGACUUUCUAAAGACUUUUCAGAGAUACAAGUCUAUCGCGUCAGUGAUGGUUUUCAGAACGCAAAAAUACCUGUCCAUGGUCGUGGAAGCUGUCUGAGCGUGGGUUACGACGACAGAACGAUCGCCGUGGGCUGUGAAGAUGGAAGAGUCAUGAUAUGGACUCUGAUUCUACACCUGAGUGACCCCAUGAUCGAAGUCAUUUCCAAACUCCCAAGUCGAAUUCACAUUCCUCAUAAAGUUGAAGAAAACCAGAAUGGAGCUUUGUUGGAAAGUGAUAUUGACUACAUUACAAGUCGAAGCGUGCCAAAUAAGACGGUGCCUAGUCCGGCUGACGUGAGGAGACCCCCGAGUCAUCAGACCGUGUCCACGGCGGUGUAUCUGACACAACAGUCCAGUCUAGGGAGAGAAACGCCGUGUAACAUCCAAUAGAUAACGUUUUGUGGUUGUGUUGGUGUUUUAUAGCUGUGAUAGAGUUUGUGCCAAUUUGUAAUCAAAAUGAUAUUUAUGUGAUAUAUAUUUAGUGAUAUACAUUAUUAUAUUUUUUACAUGUAGCGAUUGGAAUGUAUUAAAGAUGAACAUGUUUUU